AUGAUUACAGUUUACUGUAUUAUUGUUAUAUUUUUCAUAUGCUCUGCGGGUCAUGCAAAGUAUUUACCUAAAAAUUCGGAAAUUUGUCAACAAGUAUUAGGUAAUGAGUUGCUUAGUGAGAUUUCAUCUUACAAAAAUGUGAAAGAAGAAAUUUUUAAGUACGUAACAGAAGGAAACUUUAAAGGAAAAACAUAUAAUGAAUUAGCCAAAUUUGUGGAUAAAUUUGGCGCUCGACCUUCGGGUUCUGAAAUAUUGGAAGACUCCAUAGAUUACAUGAUUCAGCUAACACGAGAUGAAGGCAUUAAUGAUAUUUCUACCGAAGAACUAGAGGUUCCACAUUGGGUUCGAGGUAAUGAAGUUAUAACUAUGCUUAAACCUAGAGUCAAAAACAUUGAUUUAUUAGGACUGGGAAGAAGUGUGAGCACACCGGAAGACGGUAUCACCGCAGAAGUCAUCGUUUUCUCAAAUUUUGAAAAAUUAGAAGCCACACCUAUUGACGAUAUAAAAGGUAAAAUUGUACUUUAUGAUCCACCUUUUACAACGUAUGGAGAGACGGUAAUAUAUAGAUUAAGAGGAGCUACAAAAGCGGCUGAAAAAGGUGCUUUAGCAGCAUUGGUAAGAUCGAUUACCCCAUUUUCAAUUAAUUCUCCGCAUACUGGAUCUCAGACGUAUGAUGGCAAUAUAACUAAAAUUCCAACGGCUGCAAUUACUCUCGAAGAUACAGAUUUGAUAAGGAGGUUAUAUAAUCGAGGUGAAACUGUUGUAUUAAAUAUUAAAAUGUCUUCAAGUUAUGAUACUAAAAUUUCACGAAACACAAUUAUUGACUUGAAGGGAAUUGAGAAACCAGAAAAACUAGUAAUUGUCUCUGGUCACAUAGAUAGCUGGGAUGUGGGUCAAGGAGCUAUGGAUGAUGGAGGUGGAUUAUUCAUCAGUUGGGCAGCACCAGUUAUUCUUAAAAAUAUGAAUUUGCGGCCAAAACGAACUAUUAGAUCAAUAUUUUGGACAGCUGAGGAAUUAGGGUUAAUUGGCGCAUAUGCGUAUGAAGAAAAGCAUAGAAAUGAAAGUUCAAACAUUAAUUUUAUAAUGGAAUCAGAUGAAGGCACGUUUGCUCCUCUUGGAUUAGCGGUAGCUGGUAAUCAAGAAGCUAGAUGCAUUAUUGGCGAAAUUUUAAAUUUAUUUACAUCCGUAAACGCUUCUACUUUAGUUGAAGAUGACAGCCCGGGGUCUGAUAUAAAUAUAAUAAUUCAAACUGGUGUACCCGGUGCCAGUCUUCACAAUGCUAAUGAAAGAUACUUCUGGUUUCAUCACACUGCCGGAGAUACAAUGAAUGUUGAAGAUCUAAAGGAACUGGAUUUAUGUGCUGCGUUUUGGACUGCAGUUGCAUACAUUAUAGCUGAUCUUUCAGUUGAUAUACCACGAUACAUUAAAUAA
Molecule: messenger RNA, 1431 nt
Organism: Parnassius mnemosyne (clouded apollo)
Lineage: Eukaryota; Metazoa; Arthropoda; Insecta; Lepidoptera; Papilionidae
Source: the annotation of a GenBank genome assembly